GUUCCUUUUUCUAAUUCUCAGGUGAAGACAGCAUGGGAGGAAGGAACUCCAAACCUAAGCCCCAAUAUGACAUCUCCUCUACCAUCGCCCCGAUGACCACUAGCUCUGCACCCUGUCAUUCCAGCCGUCCCAACACAGCAGAUUUAAUCUUGGUCUUUUUUGCUGGGGUUCUACUGACACUGCUGCUGACGGCCAUGGUCUUCCUCAUCAUUAAGAGCUGCAGAAGAUGUCACUACAGUCCCCAGGUCCCAGAUCCUCACUCGUACUCUCCUGCCAAGCGUUCAUCCCUAGGAGAGGACCCGCUAACCUACGCCAGCAUGUCUUUCCAACCCUUGGAAAAGAAGAGCCACAGCUUGACUGCAAACCAUUCUGCGGACUUAGACCCUGUCGUCUACGCUCAGGUUAAAGCGACAAGCCAGUGAGGCUUGACUCCAGUUCCUCUCAUCUCAACAUAUUCUUUUCUGGUCUUCUACAAUUUUUUGGUUGCAGCCAUGUGAAACUGCAGAGUUGUUUAGGCAUGAUCUGACAGUAUGAUCCAGAAGUCUCCAAGACCAGUGGUCAGUUAUUUUCCUGGCCAGAGGAAAGGUUGCUAGCCUUCCUACUUGAACCAACAGACGGACAGCUCCCUGAGGGCCUCCCCAGUAGCCUCCCAAAGGGUAUGAGACAGAGCUCAGUGUUCAAAACGUAAUCCCCCAGUGUCAUUGAUCAACUAGGGAGGAGUCAACCCAAUGAACAAUCUAUCAAGAAUUCCAAAAAAGAAUUCUUCUUCAUCAGUAAUUAGUCUAUCACAGUCACCUUCUCCAGAAGUCAGGACCAGUGUUCUACACAAAUACAAAAUCCAUACUGUAUAAAGCACUAUUCAAAUGUGGGUUUCCAUAUCCUUCCUAUGGCGUAUGCAAUAUGCAUAACAACCUUACAUGAGAACCAAAAAUAAAAAUUAAUCUAAACAUUAAUUCCCCUCCAAUCACAAUGGAUAAUCAUAUAGGCAAUCCCAUUAAAGAUAUCAAUCCCAAUAAAAAAAAUUCUAGGUACACUUACCUUAAAAUUCCCACUUAAAUAAGAAAGCAAAUCAGAAAAAUUCAUAAAGACAAAUUAAUGAUAAAUAAAAUUUAUAUAGGAAAGUUAGCCCUAGCAGCUAACUUAAAGCACCUGUUUGUUUUAUUUUUUAAAGACACUUUAUUAAUAUAUUAUUUACGCAUGCCUCACUUAUUUACAUAGUAUAAUUCAAUGGGGUUUUUUUCUUUUUUUAAAUUUAUUUCUUACAUACAUGACAAUAGUGGAGUGCAUUACAUUCAUAAUUAUCCAUUCACUAAUUCAAUGUUUUUAAUGUAUUUACCAUAUUGUACAACUAUCACAAAAAUCUAAUUUUAGAAUAUCAACUUCCUAAAAGAAUUUCCACACACUUUAGGAGUCAAUCCUCAUUUUCUCACCCUAAGGCCCCUAAAUAAUCACUAAUAUGCUGCCUAUCUCUAUAUGUUUGCCUAUUCUGAACUUUUCACAUAAGUGGAAUCCUACAAUAUUUGGCUUCUUUGACUUAACGUAAGUUUAACCAUUUUGCAGCAUGUAUCAGUAAUUCAUUCCUUUCUAAUAUUGAAUACAGUUGCUUUAUAUGGUAUGCCACCUUUUGUUUGAUCAUUCAACAGUUGAUGGAAAUUCAAAUUGUUUCCACUUUUUAGUUAUGAACAUUGCUGCUGUAAUAACAUUUCUGUACUAGUUUCUUAAAGUACCUGUUUUGUUAAGUACGAUUAAUUAAUAUGCUAAUGAUUCAUGAAUAAAUAAAUCAGUAGAAUAGAAUAAAAAAGACCAGAACUAAACUAAAAUACAUAUGGACAUUUAGAUUUGGGAGAUGGUUUAUUAAAUGAUUUGAGAAAAUUUGGUUUAUUCAGUAAAUGGUAUUCAGAUUUUUAAAAAGUAACCAUGAACCAUCUCACUCCUUAUGUCAAAAUAAAUUCCAGGUAUGUCAGAAACUAAACUGUAAAAGAUCAUUAAAGUACUGUAAUAAAUAUAAGAGUAAAAAUAAUUCAGAGUGGGUCAUGUCUUUAAACUUAUGACACAAACCCCAGAAAUCAGAAUAUAUUUAUUUGAUUUAUAGAAUACCAUUAGAAGAAAGUCACAAAGACAAAUGACACAUUUGCAAAACAUUUCCAAAGCAUCUCACAGUUGAAGGACUAGUUUUCUUAGUAUAUAAAAAAAAAAAAAAUCUGUAACAUAAGUUUAACCAUUUUGCAGCAUGGGAAUUGGUCAAAAGGGAAACUAAUGGUUCUUAAAAACAUAUGAACAGAUACUCACUCGAGUUCACUCAUAAUUAAAGCAAUAGUAAUUAUAACUACAAUUAAAUGAUGUUUUAUAUCAAUAAGGUUAGCAAAAUUCAAAAAGUUGUUAAAGAUCUGUGGGGGUAAGAUUGUGGGGACCGAAGACAGUUCAAGUAUUAUCGAAGACAAUUUGGCAACAGCUAAUGAUAUUGUAAGUUCUGUUUCCAAGAAUUUGUAAACAAUUCUAUUGCUAAGAAUUUACCCUUCUUAAAUACAUGGAAAAUUCACUAUAUAA
Messenger RNA from Marmota flaviventris (yellow-bellied marmot), 2547 nucleotides. RefSeq names its product chromosome 10 C1orf162 homolog (gene C10H1orf162). The record is from RefSeq and is a predicted model, not a curated record. NCBI's taxonomy places the organism in Eukaryota, Metazoa, Chordata, Mammalia, Rodentia, Sciuridae.